CGACACACAAGGACGUCACUUACUUUUGAAUUUUCGUCGAUGGACUGUGUUUUGUCAGGUUUGAGGGAUUCGUUCGUUAAUGGUGACUUGGAUACUCAGCACAAUCUAAUAGUUAAAAUUGAAAAUUGGAGUCGUGUUCGCAUUGAUGCAGGAAAUGCCCAGUAACUUCUGAUUUUUAUAAAUACUUUCUUAGGACAAUUAAUGAUUAUCUUUACAACGUACUGUCUAUUUAUUAUUCACAUUCCUUCCAUGAGUGUCCUGUAAGACUUUCAGUGAAUAUUUAUUAAUAAUCCAAGUUAUGUAGAUCCGAUAACUAUAUGACCUGGACAUCCCUUUUAGCUUCAUUUCUUGACUCCAGAGUGUUGCUUCAAAAACAUAACUCGCACAACAAUCUUGACUUGUUCAACUCAAAAGAUCUCUGUAUGGUGGAGUUCACACUUUCAGGGGAAACUAUUUAUCUAGUUGACGUACUUCUACAAAUGAACACCAUUGCUCUUGUCCCUGAGUUUGGAGAGUUUGUGGCAAAACGAGUAUUUUCUCUAGACAAGUCGACUUAUAAACGUCAUGAGAAUGCUAUCAGAAUUCUCAUGCUUCAUAAAUGGCUGGAUCUGAACUUUUCUCACGUUCUGAAGCCUACUUAUGAGCAACUGGGUAGAUAUUUAGAUCCGAAUUCCGUUUUGGACUGGAUGGGCUUAAGAAUCCGGACAAAUAUAAAAAAAGCAUACUGGAGAGGUUGCACAGUAGCAGACAAAAUACAGGUACUUUUGAACUCUUUUGAUCUAUCUACCUUGGCAACACUGCUUGGUCAAUCUACAAAUUCUGAUGGUGGAGAACAGGAUAACUGUAAGAAACAAAACAGUUAUCACCACAAAGAACCGAAGGAGCACUUUCGAGAAAAGAAGAUUGUGAGAAAAUUCCAUCCAUCUGCUUUACCAAUAGGGGGUGACGUUUGUACAGAUAUAGUUAAAAAUAAAGAGGGUAAUCAGUCCUCACUAUAUUCACUUGAAAAACCGGGAAACCCGAACAGUCCAAAUGCACAGCGGGAUACAGACAUUAUAUCAGAAGCUAAGCGAAGAUUAACGGAUAAAAAUGAUAGAAAGCGCGAUAUGUCUGAUUGUGAAGAGAAGGUUCAGGCUGAUUAUGGGUUCAGCAGAUCAUCUAAGAAGACCAAAUUAAAUGGUGAAUGUAGUAAUAUUGAGAAUGAAAACGGUGAGAUAGACGUGUUGGAUGUAGGAAACGACAUCGACACUAAUCAGAAUAUGCGAGAUUAUGUUAGUGCAGACACUUCCUUGCAUGGAAAGCCAGUCACACCAACGGAACGGAGUCAGGACAUUGGUUCACCUGGUAAACGGAAAACACCAAAGAAGAACAAAACCCCUACGGUUAGUGGCUCUGAAGUCAAGAAUGUUAUUGUGAGCCCCACCUCCUCAACUGAAAAGAGAAAAGCAAGUUGCAGCAAUACGAAUACCAGAAGUGAGGUAGACGUGUUGGAUGUAGGAAACGACAUCGACACUAAUCAGAAUAUGCGAGAUUAUGUUAGUGCAGACACUUCCUUGCAUGGAAAGCCAGUCACACCAAUGGAACGGAGUCAGGACAUUGGUUCACCUGGUAAAGGGAAAACAUCAAAGAAGAACAGAACCCCGACGGCCAGUGACAAAAGAGCAAGGUUGUGUGUGAAUAAUUUGGCGACUUCACUGGACGCUUCAGCAUCAUUAUCUUGCGUGGAAUCGAGAAAUAAUAUGUGCACUUCAGCUAAGUUGUGCAUAAAUAAUGGUUUAAAUAAACCAGCUACCAGGCGGUCGAAAACCAUCGAUGCUGCUGUUUGUAAGUCAGCUACUGUGCGAAGCAGUUACUCAUUGCGCACCAGGGAUUCUUUGAGAUAGUUUCGACUUGAGGUUCUUGUCCUUCCAGAGCUCUGAUGUACUGUACUUACUAAUAAACACUAUAGAUGAUAGAUCAAUUUCGCGUUUAUUAUUGUAAAAAAACAAAAGUCGCGACUCACGAAAUUAAAUACAUAUAACUUUUAUUAUAUCAA
Messenger RNA from Schistosoma spindalis, 2035 nucleotides. Lineage: Eukaryota; Metazoa; Platyhelminthes; Trematoda; Strigeidida; Schistosomatidae. The record is from the annotation of a GenBank genome assembly.